CAAUCUGGCAUCUCUAAAAAAAUGACAACAGCAAAAAAGUUGUCGCGGCGAUAGUGAUGUUGAUGAGAUUAAAUAUCAAGUAAUAUCGCAGUAAAUAAAUAAAUAAGAUUAUGUGCUUUUGUAAACAAAAAUAAAUAAAUCGAUCUUUAUUCGAAGACAAAAUUAAUUAGCUAUUUUUUGUGGAAUCCAAAAUUUUGUUAGAAAAUGUUUCAAAGAAAUAAUUACAAUAAUAUUUAUUGUUAAUUAUUUCAAUUAUUGUUAAUUUUGAAAUCACUUAAUACACUACGGAGGAACAAGUAUUCAAUGAAAUGUUGUCCGUUUUGCAAGAGAAAAGGCCAUUAAAAAAGGCACGUUUAGGACCACCAGACGUUUAUCCACAAGAUGCAAAACAAAGAGAAGAUGAGCUUACACCCGCAAAUGUAAAACAUGGGUUUUCGACUACAUCACCACUUUCGGAUGAAUUUGGUACAGCGCAUAAUUCCAAUGUCAAUGCAAACAAAAUGGGUGCAUUUUUUAGUGCAAUACUCGUCAAGAAAGAAGAACUCAUGACGUUGCAAGAUACAGGGAAAAAGAAACAACAACUCAAUUGCAAAGAUCAUUUUUGGCCAGUGUCGCCUCGCAAUAAAGUUGCUAUGGAUGCUUGGUUCAAGGAUUUAGCUGGAAAUAAACCACUGUUAAGUUUAGCAAAAAAAGUUCCAUCUUUUAAUAAGAAGGAGGAUAUUUUCAUUACACUUUGUGACAACCAAGUCAAUAUGCAGCGUGCAACCUGGUUUAUAAAAUUAAGUGCUGUUUAUGCUACAUGCCUUACGGAAUCGAAAAAUAAAAAGCGCACUAUAUAUGAUCCAGUAAGUGACUGCACUAGUUAUUUUAUAAAAUUUAUGAAGGAAUUAUUACCGAAAUUACAAGAGUACUAUCAACAAAGUAUAAGCGACAAAGCGUCUCAUUGCAAUAGCACGGGUCUAGCAACACAAAAUUCAAGCACACAUUCGAAUAGUACUAUACCAGUUCCUUCUAUGGCCAGUCCAGUUUCUAUGCAUAGUCCAGCAAGUAGUCAGCAAAAUUCUAACAACCAUGGUGUACUAAGUGGGGGAACACCUGUGAACGCUUCAAGCACUCAAGGAUCUGUUAAUCUUGGCUUAACAGGCUCUUCAAUUUCAGGAAUAGGCAGUAAUUUUGAAGAUUGUCGAAAUGCUUUAAAAUACUGGAAUUAUUGCACUCAGCUCAGUAAAUACAUGCAUGAAGAAUCACUGUUGGAUAGACAGGAAUUUCUUUAUUGGAUACUUGAAUUAUUAGAUAAAAUGCGUACGCAAGCUUCAUUUAACGAAGCAUUGAAAAAGUUGGUACUUACUUUUGCUUUGCAAUACAUGCAUGAUUUUGUUCAGUCUGAGCGGCUUUGUCGUAAGCUAGCCUAUAUUGUUGCUAAAAAGCUUUCUAAUCUGUUAAACGCAACUGUGGAACAGCAAAAUAACAGUAAAUCAUUACAAUCAAAUUGUGUAGUAAACAUGGAGGUGGAUGACGAUGAAAAAAAACGGAAUACGAUAGAUCCCUAUGAAACUGCGUUAAAUGAUUAUAUGAACUGCCCGCAUCACCGUGAUAUAAUCUUAUAUCUGAGUACAAUAUUACAGAUUAUCACAAUUGAAUGUCCAACAGCUAUGGUUUGGUGUGGUAUCGGGGACAAUCGUGCACCAUCAGCUUUGUGUGGUAGUCCUUUGGAUAAUUUACCCUUAGCUCCAUCAGUUCUUCCUAUGCCGUCUAAAUGUGAAUUGACUACAAACAUUGAAAUACGGCGACAACUACGUGCAGUAGAAUCCGAAAUUAGAGAACGUUCUAAACAUGCUGAAAAUCGUUGGUUUGCCGAGAAAUGGUUAAAAUCUAGUAAUAAUCCGUGCAACCAUGUACUUUCAAUUCUAGAUCAUUUAGAUACCCAUUGUUUUGAACGGAUGGAUCAAAGUAAUUCAAUUGAAUCUCUUUAUGCAAAUAUUUUUAAACCUUUUGUGACUGUGAAACGUGAAGUUGGUUCAAAUGGAGAGGUAAAAGAAAUACGUCAAGAAUACGAUGCUAAGGAAGAUGCUAAAACAGUUAAAAUACUCUGUGAAUGGGCAGUAUCUAAUCAGAGAUGGGGUGAACAUCGGGCAAUUGUAGUAGCAAUAUUGUUGGAUAAAAGACAAAUAGAUGUCACUACACCUAAUAUUGAAAAUGAACAAUUUAAUAAUAAUGGAAAUAUAAGUAAUACAAAUGAAGAUAAAGAUUCUGUUGCUUCGGGAGUUGGUUUAAUAGGUGGAUUACCCGUUUUUCAGUCAGUAUUAAUGGAUUUUUUGGAUCAAGACGCCCCAGUAUUAGAUGAAAAUGGUUCCCUGCAAAAUCGUACACAGUUCACCAAUCUUGUUCAUUUAUUUAGCGCUUUGAUACGCCAUGAUGUCUUUUCCCACAAUGCUUAUAUGUACACACUAAUCUCACGUGGAGACUUAUUAACUGAUGGUACUUCAAGUACAACAGCAAAGCCAAUAAGCGGCACAAGUGGCACUGGUCCAGUAUCAAAUAAACCAUCACCGCCGACUCACAAUUUUGAUGAUGAUUUCAUGACUGGAAUUGAGUAUGAUGAUUCUAAUGUGGACGAUGAUCUUGGAAAACUAGUGCAAACCAUUAAAGAAAAAAUUCCUGAUCAUACAAGUGCUGGUGGCAGUGAGCCUCCAAUAUCACGUCAUUUUGUGUACACGAAACAUUUUCCUAUACCUCAAGAUGAUCCAACAUCUCCGUACAGUAGUGAAUCAAACCAGAGAUAUAUACUGCUUUUUGGAGUUGGCAAAGAACGUGAUGAGAAGAAACAUGCUGUUAAGAAAAUGUCUAAGGAAAUUUGUAAGCUUUUCUCAAAAAAAUUUAGUAUUGAUGUGGCAGAAGGAGGGAAAGUAAAGAAACAUUCACGAAAUGAGUUUAAUUUUGAAGCUACAACUAGUAAAUGUCAAAACAUGGCAUACUUUGAUCAGCAUGUAGUAACGUCGCAAUGUGCUGCAACAGUACUUGAACAACUUAACAGUUUUGCACUUGGAAACAACAAUUACUUGCCAGUUCAAGAGCACGUGGCUUUUUUAUUUGAUUUAAUGGAAAUGGCUCUUAACAUUUAUAGCUUGAUAGAGCUUUGUGACCAGAUUUUAAAAGAAUUACCAGAAGUAGAAAAUCAGUUGGUUGUCAAAAAGUCUAAUUUAAUUAGAAGUUACACAACAUUAUUGGGUUUAUAUAUUGUAGGCAUACUUCGGCGAUAUCAUAGUUGCUUGCUAUUAUCUAUAGAACAAACUGUUUCAAUCUUUGAGGGACUAUGCAAAAUUAUCAAACAUGUUGGCAGUCCUAGUGAAUGUAGCUCUGCCGAGCGUUGCAUUCUUGCAUAUCUAAGUGACCUGCAUGAUUCAUGUGUUAUAUUAAAGAGCAAAGAGCAGCAACCAGAAUAUUUUCAGCAGUUAAACGUUAUUAAAAAGUUUAAAGAAAUAUUUGUUGCUCCAGAACAAAUUAACAUUGUUCCACCAACAUAUAAUCCACAAUUCCUUCAAGAACUUUUUUCUUCUCCGAAACGUGGAGGUAAAAUAGAUCAAUUAUGGGUGCGACAACUCCAUGAAUCCCCAACAAACGUGUAUAGUUUUGUUUCGAAUGCAUUUAUUGCAGUAUGCCGUGAAUCAGACAAUGAUCGUUUAAAUGAUAUAGCAAUUUCAUGUUCAGAACUGACUGCUAGUUGUAAUGCAUUAUCUACGGAAUGGAUAGCAGCAUUGCAGUGCAUAUGUAAUUCAACAAAGAAACCACGCUAUCCACAUUUAUUUGGGCAAAUUGACAUACACAACACCAGAAUACAUAAUUCGUUGGCAGUAUUUAUGUGCAUCUUAGUCGCGCGUCAUUGUUUUCCACUGUCGGAUUUCGUUGUCAAAUUCGCUCUGCCGACUCUUGUUACAGCAUGUGCAGAGACCACUGGAGAUGCCGAAGCUGGAGCUCGUUUGACUUGCCAUUUAUUAUUAAAGCUGUUUAAAACUAUCGAAAUACCACAACCUGGUUUAUACUCUGUUAGUACAUCACCAAAUCCAAUAAAUGUAGUCAGCAAUACAACUAACAUAAAGUUAAGUUGUGAUCGGCAUUUGCUUGUUGGUGCACAUAAAAAUAUUCCAGUGGAGGCAGUCUUAGCUGUGUUAAAAGCAAUAUUAUAUGUUGUUGACACAGCAGCUCUUAAGACCCCUACUUCAGUUACUGGUGCCGUUGCUUAUUGCAGUGGCAAACGUAGUGGUUUCAAUACUCCUGUCCAUCCGGGAAGUACACCGAAGAGUAAUGAACGACCCGUUGAUUUAAGUCAAAUAUUAGGCACGAGUGAUCUUAAUAGUUUGGGUAAUGAUGAUCAAGAAAUGGCACAACAAAAUUCAUUAUCAGCUAAUUCUAAUCAGGGGGAACAAAUAUCUUUGCUAGAGUUUGCACAUCAUGUACUUAAGCAAAUCUGUGCUCAGGAACACGUUUUGGAAAGAUGUUUAAAGCAUGCUGAAAAAUUGUGUGAUUUCAUUAUUGAUGAUAUGCUUACAACGAAGCAGGUACAACGUGUUUUACAUAUGAUCUGCUAUCCUGAAGCAGAAUAUAAUAUUAUAUCAGAAAUGGAUCAACGUUCUAUGAUUGUGCGCAUACUUGAAAAUCUUGGACAAUGGACAUUACGUAUAUCUUGGCUCGAUUUACAGCUUAUGUAUCGACAACUGAUGAAUAAUCCAGCAGAACUUAAUAUGUGGCUGGAUACUGUGGCACGUGCUGCUAUAGAUGUUUUUCAGAUGGAAGAAAUAAAUUUACCUAAUAGUAAUAGAAGCGAAUAUAGGGCAAAGCCGUCAACAUGGCUGGUGGCACCACUUAUAUCAAAACUAACACCUGCUGUGCAGGGACGCAUAUUACGUGUGGCCGGUCAAGUGCUUGAAAGUAUGAAUUACUUUUCUAAAGUAUCAAAAAUGGAUAGCAACAGUUCAGGUAGCGGUGAUGAAAGGGAAAAAAGUAAUAGUUGCGGUAGCAUAAUUAGUAGUUAUAGUGGUUCUAAUAGUGGUUCACGUGGACGAAAACCACCACUUAACUAUCAACCAUUCUUGGAGCUUAUUUUAACGUGCCUCAAAGGCCAAGACGAAUUUAAGGAAGGAUUAUUGGCUUCAUUGUAUUCUCAAUUAUCUCAAUGUUUGCAAUCAUUUUCAAUGUUGGAUACAAUUGGAGGUGUUGAUAAUCCGCAAGCUCGUGAAGAAAUUUUAGAUGCUUUACAACUGCGUUUCUCACUUCUUGGUGGUAUGUUUGACUCGAUACAAAAAAAUGGUACUUCUACAACGGAUUGGGCAAUGUUAUUAGCACAAUUGGUUUGCCAAGGAGUAAUCGAUUUGAGUUCGAAUAGGGAAUUAUUCACUACUGUUGUGGAUAUGUUAGCGACACUUGUUCAUUCAACGUUGGUAUCAGAUACUCAAUCGGAUAGAGAUGAAAAUAAAAAAUCGUAUCUUAAUUUAAUGAAAAAAUUAAAAAAAGAAAUAGGCGAACAAACGAAUUCUUCUAUAAAAGUAAUAAGACAAUUGCUUCCACUAUACAAACAAACAACGGAGGUUAUUUCAUGUGAACCAGCUGGGGUUGAUACAAAAGGUAAUAAAAUUUGCGAUAUGGAUAAAAAGCAAUUACGCAUAUCAGAUAAACAACGGAUAAGUGUAUGGGAUAUAUUAGAGGGACAAAAAAAUCCUGCACCACUUUCUUGGGUAUGGUUUGGAGCAGUAAAAUUAGAACGCAAACCAUUAGCUUAUGAAGAGGCGCAUCGAAAUCUAAAAUAUCACACACACAGCCUUGUUAAGCCUAGUAGUUACUUUUAUGAACCCUUACCACUGCCACCUGAAGAUAUUGAACCUGUUCCAGAAAAGAUUUGUAUUAAGGACGAAAUGAAAGCUGACACACCUUCUUCAGUUGACCAAUCUCCAAGUGCAGUUGUGUCUGGUCGGGGUAGGGGUAAAGGUACAACACGUAAACGUAAAACUAAAAAUCCAAAAACUCCUCCAGUAAAUACUCAAGUACAACCGCAAAUGACUGCUCAGCAGCAGCAGCAACAACAACAGCAAACAUCUAGUGCAACACAACAACAAACAACACAGCAAUUAAAUCCAAAUCAAAUGGGUCAAAUGCAAAUGAAUAUGCAGGUAAAUAUGCAGCAGUUCGCACCAAAUCCAAUGAUGCAACAGAACUCUGGACAGAUAAUGCAAUCACAGCAGAUGCAAAAUGUACCAAGUAAUUUACAACAACAACUUAAUAGUGGGAAUGCUCAACAACAAAAUACGCAAUUAGGUUUUAUGGCAGCUGGACCUCAAAACAUGCCUCAAACAGGUCACACCCAGCAACCACAAUGGAAUAAUCAGAAUCAAUAUCAUUCCAUGCAACAACAACAGCAACAGCAACAAUUUUAUCAACAGCAAGGAAUACAAAUGAACCGCUUUGAACGUCCUCAGCUGAAUGACCCUAAAUUAGCCCUGUCUAAUAUGUUACGAGCACGCCAACCCAAUUAUAAUCAAAAUAAUAAUACUACAUUCAAUGCUAUGCAACAACAGCAACGUCAAGGUCAGGGUAUGCAACCACAGCAACAAGCCGGAUUAAAUAAUGUACAACAGCAGCAACAACAACAAUUGCAACAGCAACAAUUUGUACGUGGCGCUAUACGCGGAGCCAUUCGGGGUAUUGCACCAAAUCAAAUGGGUGGUACUGCUCCUAACCAAAUUGCACCAAACAUGAAUGCUGUUAAUAUAGGGCAAAAUAUAACUCCAAACCCUUUGAUGCAACAGCAACAACAAAUGGCGCAAAAUAAUCCCCAGGCUAUGGCAAUGGCACAAAAUACAGGAAUGAUAGGUUCUGUUUCUAAUAAUAAUUCAAAUUUAAUGAGUGGCCAAUCUAGCAAUAACUUAGUUAACGCUGGUAAUAUAAUGCAGCAAAAUGUAGGAGGAGUUAGUAAUAAUGCUGUUAACCAGAACAUGAUAAAUCAAGGACCCGGCCAGUUUCAAAAUUUUAAUCAAUAUCAACAGGGCAUAAAUGCAACGGGUCCAAAUCAGCAAAAUAAUAUUAUGGGUGGCUUCAAUCAAAUGAAUCAGCGGAACAAUCCUAAUGAUUUCAUGACACAACAGCAGCAACGUGGUCCUGCUGGCAUUGUUAACAAUCGUGGCCAGUAUAUGAAUCAAGCACCAAAUGUUACAAUGAACACCAUGGUGGGUCAAGGUACAGUACCUCCAUAUUCGCGUCAGCAAAAUAGUGGCGGUAAACCUGGAGUUGUAUCGUCACAGCACCAAUUUCAACAGCAACAACAACAACGUCUUCAUCAAAUAAUGCAACUGCAAGGCAUGAACCAACAAAAUAAUAGUGGAAGUGUUAUUGGGCAACAACAAACUCAAAGUAUGGGACAGCAACAAACUCCAAACUUGGUUGCACAAUUACAGAGACAAAUGCCUAAUCAACAAAAUAUGAUGGGACAGCAAUUCCAACAUCAGCCUCCACCAUAUUAAAAGUUAUUUUUUGAAAUUGUUGCAUAAAAUUCAAAACUGUUUGGAAUAUUCUUAGUAUUAGAUAAUUUUGCACUUAUACUUAUAUCAAAAAUAUUGAAAUUGUAAUAUAAUUAUAUUUUAGAGACUAAAUUAUAAAUAUAUGUUUAU
Messenger RNA from Teleopsis dalmanni, 7655 nucleotides. Its product is annotated as mediator of RNA polymerase II transcription subunit 12-like. Lineage: Eukaryota; Metazoa; Arthropoda; Insecta; Diptera; Diopsidae. The record is from RefSeq and is a predicted model, not a curated record. The transcript is spliced from 11 exons. Gene Ontology annotation, cellular component: mediator complex. Gene Ontology annotation, biological process: regulation of transcription by RNA polymerase II. Bases 309 to 7508 code for a protein of 2399 amino acids. Gene Ontology annotation, molecular function: transcription coactivator activity.